Oncorhynchus mykiss (rainbow trout) is the source of this 3815-nucleotide messenger RNA. Its product is annotated as cerebellar degeneration-related protein 2-like. The record is from RefSeq and is a predicted model, not a curated record. NCBI's taxonomy places the organism in Eukaryota, Metazoa, Chordata, Actinopteri, Salmoniformes, Salmonidae.
CAGAAUGGAUCUGGAGAGAUGUCGGUGCAAAGCACGAGUGAGUGGGGGCUUGUAACAACAGCUGGAGGCCUACGUAAAUCACAAUGGCGGGGAGGAAUUAUGAGUGGCAUUUGCCAGUGUCACACAUUUGUUCAGUAAACGUACACGUCUCAAUAUUGUACAAUUCUUUCCUACGUUAUUCUCUAUUUUUAUUGUAGGCCGAACGUGCUGUCGUUGCGUAUAGGGACUUGGUCACAGUGUUCAGUUUGUGCGUACAUUUGUCGGCCUUGAGAUAUUAAUUUAGUGUCAGGUGCGGUACAUUUCUGUCACAUUCGAAUGGUUCAUUGCAGAAUGUUGGGGGCAGGUGCGCCCGCGGCUUUCCUAGUGAAUGAUAAGGGUCGCUGAAUGGGUUACGGUUUGGGAGGCUGCGCUGUUCGAGAUUUCUUGAUCAUACGAGGCAUGCUUUCGCUUCCGGGCGAGCGGUCAGAGAUGUUACAGAGCGCACGGUGAACAGCCUCAACGAUAGACCGAGCAUCGAUGCUUCGUGCAGUCAGGAUGGAGGAGUUUGUUACGGAGGAAGAUGAGCCAUGGUACGACCAACGGGAUUUGGAGCAGGAUCUGCACCUGGCAGCUGAGCUGGGGAAGACCCUUUUGGAGCGCAACAAGGAGCUGGAGGACUCCCUACAACAGAUGUACAUCAACAAUGAGGAACAGGUGCAGGAGAUCGAGUACCUGUCCAAGCAGCUGGAGAUGCUGAGGGAGAUGAACGAGCAGCAUGCCAAGGUCUACGAGCAGCUAGACGUGACGGCCAGAGAGCUGGAGAUCACCAAUGAGAAACUGGUUAUAGAGAGCAAGGCCUCGCAGCAGAAGAUAGACAGGUUGACGGGUACCAUGGAGACACUGCAGGCUCAGGUGGAUACCAUGACAGCUCGUGUGGAGGAACUACGUACACUAGAGAAGCUGAGGGACCACAGAGAGGAGCAGGAGCGACGCAAGACUGUCCACUCCUUCCCCUGCCUUAAAGAACUCUGCACUGCACCAAAGUAUGAGGAUGGCUUCCUGGUGGCCAACCCCGGCAGUGUGGACCUGGUGUCUGAGCGUGAGCGCCGGCCGCUGGACGAGGAGAACGAGCGUCUAAAAGGUGUGGUCUCCUCCCUGAGGUCCGCCAUGGUGGCAGAACGGGGCCGGAGGGAGGGGGCAGAGAGGGAGUGCACAGCUGUGCUGCAGGAGUUUGAGCUUAUGGAACAACGCCUCCUGGGUGCUGAGGGCUGCCAGCUGCGAGUGCAGGAGCUGGAGGCGGAGCUACAGGAGAUGCAGCAGCUGAGGAGGUCACGGGUCUGUCUGUUGGAUGAGGGUCUGGAGCAGACCCUGCUCAACAAUGCCCCCGAGACCGACACACCCGAGGAGGGACCGGGGCAAAAGGAGGGAGGGGAGGGGACGGGGGAGUCCGGGGGGACAGGAGGAGGUGGGCAGCAGGGAGGCCCCGUGAGGAAGAGCUGCAGCGACACAGCGCUCAACGCCAUCUCGGCCUGCGACGCCUCUGGCAGGCGACAGGGCAGCUACGCAAUCCACGCCAACGGCGUGCGCAAGCGGGGCAUGUCCAUCCUGAGGGAAGUGGACGAGCAGUACCACGCCCUGCUGGAGAAAUACGAGGAGCUGCUGGGGAAGUGCCGGCGCCACGAGGAGAGCAUGUGCCACGCGGGGGUGCAGACGUCACGCCCUGUCUCCAGAGACCCCUCCAUGAAGGACUACAGCAUGGCCACCCCCGGCCCCUCAGCCAUGGCUGCUGCACCCCCCACCCUGCCCCAGACCCCCUCCACCCCAGAGGCCCUGGAGGGCAUCAGCCGGCAGGUAGACCAGGUGGACAAGAGGCUGGGCCAGAACACCCCAGAGUACAAGGCCCUGUUCAAAGAGAUCUUCUCCCGCCUGCAGAAGACCAAGAGUGAAGUGAACUCCACCAAGGGAGUCCCCAAGGGUAGAAAGUCCCCACGGGUUGGAAGUCCUAAGGGAAGAAAGUCGAAAGACAAAUGAGCUGCUUUCGUGAUACUAGUGAACAAUACCUCUCCUGAUACUAGUGAACAUGACCUCUCCUGAUACUAGUGAACAUGCACUGAAAACAAUGGGUACAAAAGCCACAGAUUUUCUUUCAGAAUUAGUUUUGGUCACUUGAUGACAGGUUACCUGUACUUCUGCACUGGGGAAAUGAUACAAUAUACUGUGGAUGAUCCCUCAGCUGUUUUAUCCAUCUCUCUGGAUACUGCCACAUUUUAUCCAUCUCUCUGGAUACAGCCACGUUUUAUCCAUCUCUGGAUACAGCCACGUUUUAUCCAUCUCUCUGGAUACAGCCAUGUUUUAUCCAUCUCUCUGGAUACUGCCACGUUUUAUCCAUCUCUGUGGAUACAGCCACGUUUUAUCCAUCUCUCUGGAUACUGCCACGUUUUAUCCAUCUCUCUGGAUACUGCCACGUUUUAUCCAUCUCUCUGGACACUGCCACGUUUUAUCCAUCUCUCUGGACACUGCCACGUUUUAUCCAUCUCUCUGGACACUGCCACGUUUUAUCCAUCUCUCUGGACACUGCCACGUUUUAUCCAUCUCUCUGGACACUGCCACGUUUUAUCCAUCUCUCUGGACACUGCCACGUUUUAUCCAUCUCUCUGGACACUGCCACGUUUUACCCAUCUCUCUGGACACUGACACGUUUUACCCAUCUCUCUGGACACUGACACGUUUUACCCAUCUCUCUGGAUACUGCCACCUCUCUGGAUACUGCCACGUUUUAUCCAUCUAUCUGGAUACUGACACGUUUUACCCAUCUCUCUGGUAACUGACACGUUUUACCCAUCUCUCUGGACACUGACACGUUUUACCCAUCUCUCUGGACACUGACACGUUUCACCCAUCCCAAUAUGAAUGAAUUGUACAGCUGACAUUCAUCAUCUGGAUAGAUGAAAUGCCUUGAUUCUUGACCUAAUUUAAGAUAAUUUGACAACCUAGUUGUGCACUAAAAUCUGUUUGCCCUGUCUUUGUUCAAGACAAUCCGGUACAAUGUUUAAAUGACUGAGUGUGUAUACUGAGACUGCACUAAUUCUAUUUAAAAUGUAUAAAUAAUUGCUAUUUAAUGUUUUUGACGACUGACAAUGAAUAAUAUGUGCAGAGCUAUUCAUAAAAUGUUUUCAAAAACAAUCUAGUUAAAUAUUCCUGAUCUCAAUAACACUGUUGCCUUAACAUCUUAGGCUUCACGUAUGCAUCUAUCCAACAUAUACAAUGGUUUUGAAAUCAGUAGGUGAAGCCAGUAGACUUCAAUUGAGGGAGCCCAUGGUACUCAAGGUAGUAACUUGUUCUAAAAUAAAUACUGUAUAUAAACUGUGAAUUUACCUCUGUAAAUUAGGUUGUCCAAGCUAGAGAACUGAGGACCUGAUGAUGCACUGCAUAGAAAUGGAACUCUCAACCACACUUGACUAAGCACCGACUCCUUGUUUUCUGGACUGCUUAUUUCAAGUACACAAGGGGCUCUAGCUGCCCUCUUAUCAGUACUUUGGCUUUUCAUUUUAAUAUUUUCCUUGUUCUCUUCUGCUCUUCAUUGUGUACAAACGUCAUGUGAUAUGGUCUUCUAUGCAUUUGUAGACGACCAUCUAAAUGUCUAACAUGGUUCUGUGAGAACGGUUGCUGGUGUGUUAGAAGGAGCAUGCCUGAUAGAAGGGUUGCUGGUGUGUUAGAAGGAGCAUGCCUGAUAGAAGGGUAAAGAUGGUUUACAGAAUGGUUGUACUUUAGAGCUGGAUCAAUAACAGAACAGUGUAAAAAGUAACAUGACUUUAUUGAUUAAAAAGACACUGGGA